CUGACAUAAGAGCCCUACCGAGGACGCUAAGUCCAGAAGGGUUAGUGGACUUAGUCAGCCGCCCACACAGGGAAAUCUCGCUACACCACCAAAAAAAUCCCACGAAGAACGAAUCCCCGACGACCUGAACCUCCUCGACCUGUCGACAAACCGCGCCCUCCGUCUUGACCGCGCAGACCCGUCAAGAUGAAGCUCAACAUCUCCUACCCGGCCAAUGGGUCUCAGAAGAUCAUCGAGGUUGACGAUGAGCGCAAGCUCCGUCCCUUCAUGGAGAAGCGCAUGGGAACCGAAGUUGCCGGCGACUCUCUCGGUGACGAGUUCAAGGGUUACAUCCUCAAGAUCACCGGUGGUAACGACAAGCAAGGUUUCCCCAUGAAGCAGGGUGUUCUCCUCCCCACCCGUACCCGCCUCCUCCUUGCCGAUGGCCACAGCUGCUACCGCCCCCGCCGCACUGGUGAGCGCAAGCGCAAGUCCGUCCGUGGUGCCAUCACCGGUCAGGACCUCUCUGUUCUUGCCCUGAGCAUCGUCAAGCAGGGUGAGGGUGAGCUCCCCGGUCUCACCGACACCGUUGUCCCCAAGAGACUCGGCCCCAAGCGUGCCACCAAGAUCCGCCGCUUCUUCGGUCUCGACAAGAAGGACGACGUCCGCAAGUUCGUCAUCCGUCGUACCGUCACCCGUGAGGGCAAGCCCGACUACACCAAGGCCCCCAAGAUCCAGCGUCUGGUUACUCCCCAGCGUCUCCAGCGCAAGCGCCAGCGCAUUGCCCUCAAGCGCCGUCGUGCUGAGGCUGCCCGCGAGGCUGCUAACGACUACGCCAAGCUCCUUGCCAGCCGUGUCCACGAGGAGAAGGCCAAGCGUGAUGAGCUCCGCAAGCGGAGAGCGUCUUCGAUGAGGAAGUAAAUGUGUUUGUCCGGGGGUUAAUGGUCGGGUUACGUCUCUGUUCUAGCUAAGGGAAAAGGGUAUUAUAGAAGAAUCUCAAGCAAAUGGGAAGGGGGAUUUAUUUUAUAUCUACCCAUUUUCUCUUUUCCUACUUCGAGUUCCGAAGCAGAGCGACCCAAGAACAAAAGCUCCUUGUCGGGGGAGAGAGAGAGGAGAGAAGGCGUCUGCAGCGGACCGAGACUUUGGCGUGCCGAUAUUGUCUGAUCCACAACAUCAAAAAAAGGAAAUGCUAUAUCUCCACAUUUUAUGGAAAUGAAAGGGAAAAAAUGUGAAAGAAUUUCUUUGUUUUUCUUACACUUUUUUUUUAUGGCCUUGCGACCAUUAUCCCUUCCCCUUCCCUGGCACGAUUAAAAAAAAAAUACCCAAGGACUCCGGUUCUCCGCAGAUGAUUCUUCUCUAUUUGCGCUGCUUGUGAAUGAAAUGAAACUCUUUGUAUUCCAAAUUUCAGUCGGUGUUUUUCAGGUUCUAUCUAUUCCCUUGGUUG
This is a messenger RNA of Aspergillus welwitschiae, 1423 nucleotides long. RefSeq names its product 40S ribosomal protein eS6. The transcript is spliced from 7 exons. Gene Ontology annotation, biological process: translation. Bases 187 to 900 code for a protein of 237 amino acids. The record is from RefSeq and is a predicted model, not a curated record. Gene Ontology annotation, cellular component: ribosome. Lineage: Eukaryota; Fungi; Ascomycota; Eurotiomycetes; Eurotiales; Aspergillaceae. Gene Ontology annotation, molecular function: structural constituent of ribosome.